Molecule: messenger RNA, 2042 nt
Organism: Drosophila arizonae
Lineage: Eukaryota; Metazoa; Arthropoda; Insecta; Diptera; Drosophilidae
Product: scavenger receptor class B member 1
Cellular component (GO): cytoplasm; membrane
Molecular function (GO): scavenger receptor activity
Source: RefSeq, a predicted model, not a curated record
AACUGCGGCUGUAAUUGAUUUUCAUCAUAAAACAGGCAAAUAUAAAUAUCUGUUAAUUGAUUGCCACACACGGCUUCAAAUAGCUGAAAUCGUUGCGAAAAUCGCGCCAAGACCAUAAAAGCGACGCUCAACAAAAAAUGAAACUGUUCACAAACAAAACCCAGCGCAAUGCAAAGCUUUUGCGUUGCGCUGCAAUUGGCAUGACGCUGAUUUUCUUUGGAGCGGCGAUCUUUAUGACAAAUCCAAGCAAACUGAUCGGCGAUUGGCAAAUCAGCUUGGGCCCCAGCACACUGCUCUACAAGCUGUGGCUCUAUCCACCGUUGGACGUCUACAUCACGGUCUACAUGUUCAACUACACGAACGUGGAUGCGUUCAUAAAUGGCACCGAUGCCAAGCUGAAAGUGGAGGAGGUUGGACCUUACGUCUACCAGGAGAUUCUCUCCAAUCACAACGUAACACUGAACUAUCACAAUAACACCAUCACCUAUACGCCACGGCGUGAGUAUAUUUUCGUGCCGGAGCGCUCGGUGGGCGAUCCAAAAGUCGACCGCAUCCGGGCGCCCAAUAUACCCUACAUGGGCGUCAGCACGCAGGCGGCCAGCCUCUCCAUGUUCGCAGCACUGGGGCUAAGUGCGCUGGCCAAGCGACUCAAUGCUCAGCCCAUGCUGGAGGUCACCGUUCACGACUACAUGUGGGGCUACGAGGAUCACUUGGUGCACCUGGCCUCCAAGUUUGUGCCCAGCCUGAUCGAUUUCUCCAGCUUUGGCAUUAUGGAGAAGCUGUUUCGGGAGGGAAACGAGAGCAACGUGGUCAAUAUGCAUUUGGUGGAGCCCAAGGAUAGGCAUGGAGUUAAGCUGCCCGGCGCACCGCGCGCCUACUCCCUCAACAGCGUCAACUACGAGCGCGGCUUCAAGCGCUGGGAAUACGAUGAGGCCACCAACGGCACUCACUGCAAUCGCAUUUGGGGAAGCCACGAUGCAACACUCUUUCCACGCGACAUGAACGAGCACGACACGUUCUACAUGUAUCGGCGUACUUUCUGCCGGCUCUUGCCCAUGAGAUUCAAUCGCACGCUGACCUUCAAGGGCCUCGAUGCCUACGAGUACGUCAUGAACCCCAAAAUCUUUGACAGCGAGCUGCACAGCCCAAACUCUUCGUGCUUCUGCAAGAACAACCAGUGCCUCAAGCGGGGCGUGGGCAAUGUCUCGCCCUGCUACUACAAUAUGCCCCUGGCUAUUACCUAUCCGCACUUUAUGCAUGCUGAUCCCACCUUGCUGAGAGCCUUCGAUGGCCUCAAUCCCAACGAGUCCCGCUUUACAUCCACUGUCAUGCUGCAGCCGCAACUGGGCGUACCCUUGCACGUCCAUGUGCGUCUGCAGGCCAACCAGGUGGUGGGAAAUAUCAAAUUCAAUCGUUUGAUGGAGCCCUUCGAGAAUCUAGUGCUGCCCCUGCUCUGGGUGGAUCUCACCAUUGAGAACCUGCCACUGAGCCUACAGCUGCUGACGCAUACGCUGAAAUAUGCUUUGCCCAUACUGCAGCUCGUCAUCGCGUCGAGCCUCCUGCUGGGCGGGCUCUAUCAGCUGAUCGCAGCGUUUAUGCUGUGCUUCUGGUCGCCGCCGGCUGGUCUGCACAAGGCGGAGCUGGGCGAGAAGUCGAUCAACGUUCUGGGCAACCUGACCCUGGCCACGUCCCUGCACAAGGCCACCUCGCCGGAGUGCGUUCCGCCGGAGGCACAGAAGCUGCUGCCCAAUGACGAUGCGUACAGGCUUGAGGUGUGAAAGGGUUCAGCAAAGUUUGCAAAAAUUGGACAAUUACCUCAAUCCGCAACGGACAGAGAUCCGACUCUGUCCAGACUCUGUGAUACUAAGAGCUAAGCUAAUAAGGAGAUUUGGUGUGGAUUAUAUUCUGCUCAAUGGAAACAACUUAGGGAACAUUCUAUGCUUAUGUAAAAAUUAAGGUUAACGGUAAUUCAGAUUCGUAGUCGCAUGCAAUGUACAGCUAAGCUUGCACUCGAUAAAUAUACGCAGCAUGAUAACUGUAAA